Messenger RNA from Vombatus ursinus (common wombat), 1513 nucleotides. Its product is annotated as RING finger protein 112-like. The coding region runs from base 430 to 1332 and encodes 300 amino acids. Lineage: Eukaryota; Metazoa; Chordata; Mammalia; Diprotodontia; Vombatidae. The record is from RefSeq and is a predicted model, not a curated record. The transcript has 5 exons.
AAAAUGAGGAGACUCAGAAAAGGCUUCAUUUAGCAGGAGCCAUUUGAGGUGGGAAUAAGGAGGGAAAGGCAUGGCAAGUUCAGGGAGCAGCCAGCAGCAGGUCAGUUUGUCUAGGUCACAGAGUGCAUGAAGAGCAGCAAUGUACAGAACUUAGAAAGGUAGGCUGGAGAUUGUGAUGGGGGACUGUAAAUACCAAAUGAGUUAUAUUUAAUUCCAGAAGCAAUAAAAAGCUGAUGAAGCUCCUUGAGCAGACUUAUAGAACUUAUGCUUUAAGAAUAUCAAUUUGGCAACUGUUUGGGGGGUGGUGGGAAAGAAGGACAUGAGGCCUGGGUUCAGGGAGGAAAGAAAGGUAAUACUGGAGUGUGGACAUUCAAAGUGGGAGAUGGCCACAGGAAUAUUGGAGGGGAGAAAGAAGCUGCCACCUGAAGCAUGGAGCCCAUCCCUGAGGUCUUGCUGUCUCCUCAGAAAAUUUCUGACAGGUAUCCCAGAAUUCAGAAGAUUCUUAAGAGUGAACAAGCCUGCUGCUAUCUCUUGCCAUUUCCUGGGAAAAAAGUAGCAAUUAGCAGCAGUGGAAAUCCAGAAGACAUGGAUCCAGAUUUCUCUCGCUAUCUGCAUGACUUCAUCACUGAUGUUUGCAAUUCAACCACCCAGCAUGUGAAAAGGCACUCAGAUGGACAUAUUCUCACUGGGGAGGAAUUAGCUGAGAACAUCAAGACACUCUUCAACCUAUUACAGACAAAAGAAUUUGGAUAUUCAUCCUCGUAUGUGUCGGUGGUUACUCUACUCCAAGAUGAGAGGUUGAUUGAAGAUUAUCAACAAGAGUUGGAGGACUUUGUGAAGGAACAGGAUUCUUCCGCAAAGUCCAUGUCGGAUUGUUUGAAGACUGUUCCUAGAGUCAUGUGGACACGCCUCUCAACUAAGAAAGAUACCAUCUUAAAUCAUGUCAAAGAAAAUUUGAAGAGUCCAGGGAAGAACCAAAUCAUGAACAAGUUUGAGACACAGAUUGAGAAGAGAAUUAAUGACUUCUAUAAAUCCUAUAAAAAACGUUUCUGUGGCUGUACUGCUGCCGUGGGUGGACUUGUGGGGGCUAGUUUGGUGGCGGUUGCAACUGGUGGUGUAAUGGCAGUUGGUGUGGCAGCCACUACUUUGACUAUGGAGGCUGCAGCUGUGGUCACAGGGUCCACUGUGGGUGCCACAGUGGCUGGGGGUAGUAUAGGGGCUGGCAUUGGGGCUGCUGUGGGUAUGGCCAAAGGAAGGAAAAAACAAAUUCCUGAAGAGGGAGAGGGAAAACCCCUUCUCGGGAAUGAUGAAGGAACCCUGGAAACCAAGUAGAAAGAAAGAGGGAGGGAGAAAAAGUAAUGAAAUAUAAGGCCCUUUGGGUUACCAGAUCUGACUUGUUUAACAGGGUUAGGGGACUGGGGUGGUGUCUAUGAUACUGUUGGAUAUUUGACCCAGCAGGUAAGAGGUGGACUCAGAUUUACUGACUUAGUAGAAUGAAGCAGUGCUUAGGCCA